This is a messenger RNA of Sycon ciliatum, 4364 nucleotides long. RefSeq names its product exportin-7-like. Gene Ontology annotation, biological process: protein export from nucleus. The record is from RefSeq and is a predicted model, not a curated record. Gene Ontology annotation, cellular component: cytoplasm; nuclear pore. Lineage: Eukaryota; Metazoa; Porifera; Calcarea; Leucosolenida; Sycettidae. Gene Ontology annotation, molecular function: nuclear export signal receptor activity; small GTPase binding. Bases 157 to 3501 code for a protein of 1114 amino acids. The transcript has 36 exons.
UAACGUUACUUUUAGGCUAAAGUUGUACUUUGUGAACUGGAAAGUGAAAACUUCUCUAAUUUUCAUCGGGGAACGCUUUGGGUAUGGAGGAAGCGGUCUAGGUGAAAAGAAGUAUAUUGUGCUUCGCAGCUUUGGCUUGGUCCCAAGACUACCAUCAUGGAUCACCAGCAUUUGGCGCAACUGGAGGCCCUAUGUGAUCAACUUUAUCAAUCGCCAGAUGGGGAGACUCGAGCAUCCGCGGAGAAGGCACUUAAUUCCUUCACCCAGGCUUCCGACCUUGCUGAAAAAUGCCAGUUCGUCUUCAACAAUUCAUCGAACCCAUUUGCUCUUCUUGUGUCGUCGACGGCAUUGACUAAGCUGGUCUCCGAGGAGACCAACACUCUCACCAUUGACCAGCGCCUGGGCCUCAGGAACUAUGUUCUGCAGUUCCUGUACAGCAACACGAAAAUUCCCCAGUAUGUGCUGCAGUCGUUCACCAAGUUGGUAUCUCGUAUUACGAAACUUGGCUGGAUGGGCAAUAUUGACGGUCACUACGUUUUCCGCAAUGUCGUUGAAGAAGUGAAGAAGUUCCUUCAGGGAGAUGGCGACCAAGGUGUUGUGGGGAUCAAGAUCGUCUCUGAGAUUGUUGCGGAGAUGACUGUGCCGGAAUGCUUUCGCCUGUCAUCCCGUUUUCGCAAGGUCUGUAAUUCCUUUCGUGACGAGUGUCUACUGGAGAUCUACGUACUGGCGAUUACAGCCUUGAAAGGUGCCGCCGGAAAGUUUGAUUCAAGCUCUGCGCCCAACGCAAUAAACAAUGAAGCAGUGAGGGUGUUUAUUCAGCAGCUGCUGGUGUUGAUUCACGGCUGUCUAAAUUAUGACUUCAUUGGCUGUUCAAUUGAUGAAUCACUGGAUGAAUAUGCUACUGUCGCAGUGCCUGGUAGCUGGAGGGAUUGCUUCCUGGACUUGGACAAUGUGCGUGUCUUUUUCAACCUUUAUCAUCGCUUGCCAGCAGCUAUGGGUGCAAAGGUUUUCAGCUCUUUAGUGCAGAUGACAUCUGUUCGUCGUAGUCUAUUUGAUGGCGAAGAGCGGAAGCGGUUCCUGCAGUGUCUCCUACUAGGUGUACAGUCUGUGUUAGAAUCACCGCAGAAUCUUAUGGAUAGGCAGACGUAUCAUGAGUUUUGCUGCUUGCUUGUGAGAUUGAAAUCAAACUACCAGCUGAGUGAACUCAUCCAAUGCGAUAACUAUGCGGCGACAAUCCAGCUAGUAGCUAAAUUUACAGUCUCUAGUUUGGAGUCUUGGCAGUUUUCGAACAACAGCAUCCACUACUUACUGAGCUUGUGGCAGCGCCUUGUCAGUUCCAUGCAUUACAUCCCUUCAACUAGCAAUCAUAUGCUUGAUGAGUUAGCGCCAGAGAUCACCAAGGCUUACAUCAUGUCACGAGUCGACUCUGUAAUGGCUGUGCUACGAGAUGGACUUGAGGACCCUCUGGAAGACUUUGAAUCCGUCAAACAGCAACUAGCAAUGAUAGCACCUAUUGCGCAAUGCCAGUAUGAGAGCACGGUUCAGUUGCUGAUGAACCUGUUUGACGCCGCGGCGCAGCAGUAUCAAUCUGCAAUGCAGACCAACUCUGCAGGCGACAUUCAACUGCAAGAAGGCCGGCUAACUUGGUUAGUUCACUUGAUUACUGGAGCAAUCUGUUCUCGCAGCAGCAGCUCGCAGGACGACAGUCUAGCACGAAUUGAUGCCGAUCUUUGCUAUCGCGUAUUCCAGCUGAUGCAAGUUGCAGAUGCAAGACUUCAGGCUGGCCAUGGCAAUGAUAAACUUGGGCUUGCAUUCCUUGGAUUCUUUGAAGAGUUCAAGAAGGUGUGCAUGAACGAUAACGACAGAAUGGUGCGAUCCUCUGCGCUGUAUGUACGUUUAGAUGAGUUGAUGGGAAUUAGCAAUGACUCCAUGGUGUUGGAGAUGCUAGUUCAAAGAAUUGUGACGAAUCUCAAAUACUGGUCUCAUCAGCUACUGGUGGAUAAGACUGUCAAUUUACUGCAACAACUUGCUAUUGGAUUUUCCAGCGGUCGCAAGCUGGCAAAGCUGGACUCUGUCAAGCUGCUGCUGGAGAAUCACACGACGCAAGGUUUUCUCUUCCUUGACAGCAGUAAGAAUCCUCAGCAGUCACCUGGCAGUGUCUUCUUUGCCGACAUGCGAUUACGCACACGGUUCUACUCGGCUUUAACUCGAUUAUUAUUUAACAGACAGACGGAGACUGAGGAGUCAUUUGAGACAUUCGUGGCGCCAAUGAAAGCUGUGAUGGAUCAGAUAGGUACAGCGUUCUCCACAUGGAGCAGUGCAAGUCCUGCUGAUGAUGUCAAGAGAAUCUUCAUAGCUUUGUGUCGGGAUCUACGUGGUGUAGUACAAGCACUCACCAGCAAUGCAACCUAUGUACUCUUCUUCAACCUGCUCUAUCCAAGAUACUUUCCAAUCUUUCAACGAGCCAUGGAGCUGUGGUGUACUGAUCCGUGUGUGACGUCACCAUUGCUCAAGUUAAUUGAAGACAUGGUAACUAAUGAAGCACAGCGUCUCCUCUUCCCGAUUUCCUCUGCCGGCGGUAUCCUACUUGUACGGGAGGCUUGUGCAAUCAUGGCACUGUAUGGACGUGGUGUCAUGGGCUUGGGAGAGAUCUCCGCGGACCAGCUCUACCCGCUAAAGCUGAAGGGUGUUAGCUGCUGCUUCAAGAUCCUACAGCACAUCCUCUCCGGACGGUAUGUCAACUUUGGCGUGUUCCGUUUGUACGGCGAUGAGGUCUUGGACAACUCCAUCACCAUCUUCCUGAAGAUUGCUGCCACGAUACCACACACCACAGUCACUGAAUACACAAAGUUGUUCAAGUCCUUCUACCAGCUGUUGCCGUGCCUGACGGAAGACCACAUGGACUUCUUGAGCACCCUGGACCCUGAUGUGUUGGUGUACAUCUUCCGAUCUGUAGUAGUGGGACUGACAGGUGUCGAUGUAGCAGGAGUGACCCACUCUUGCAGCACACUGGACCACAUAAUCUCCUACGUCUUCAGGAAGCUGUCCAAGAACACCAGCGGGGCACAGCAAGUAUCGCUGCUGCGCGUUCUAGAAAACCAGCCCGACAUUCUUAAUGAGAUUCUCUCUAUCAUGGUGAAUCUUGUGGUGUUUGAGUCCUGCUCCUACCUGUGGUCCAUCUCAAGACCUCUUCUAGUUCUUAUUCUGGUCAAUGAACGGUUCUUCUCUAAACUUCAGACUGACAUUGUUGCUGGUCAGCCUAGUCACCGUCAACAGCCCAUUGUUGCCCUGUUCGGUCAACUGAUGGAUGGCGUGGACCGGUCCCUUGCAUCACGGAAUAGAGAUACGUUCACACAAAACCUGGCUCGUUUCUCCUCUCAGAUCUUCAGCAUACUGACAGACAACAACUCCAGUAGUGCGGCAUAUAGCUAUGGCCAGAAUACUCCACAAAUCUCCGUCAAUUCCUCUUCCUUACCCAAUGAUGACAUGGCAAUGGCAUGAGGCUCCUUGGCUUUGCUCCUCGACGAUGCUCCUCAGCUUCGCUCCUUGAUAUUCACUCUGCUUUUAUUGGUCCGCAGUGUCUAGGUGUUUCUAUUCUGUUGCGUUAUUGGCAUUAUCCAGCACCGUUGUUGUUUUUGUUGUCGUGGUCGUUGUUGUUGCUGUUGUUGUGGUUGGUGGUGUUGGUGGUGGUGGUCGUGGUGGUGGCGUUGUUGGUGGUGUUGGUGGUGGUGGUGUUGUGCGUAGUGUUUUCCUUGUUCUUGUCCGUUAGGAUUAUUUCACUUUGUUUGUAUUGAUGUUAGAUAGUAUUGUCUGAGUUGAUUGCUGCUAUUCCACCAUGGCUGCUUCUGCUCUGCUCUUGUAUUCUGUAUGUCACGCACACACAUUACCCACCUAGUUCCUGUACAGUUUUCCUAUAUAUAGAUAUAUCUUUUGCUGUCUCUCCCCUGCCCAGUGUUUUUUUUUGCACGAUGGUUUUUAAUGCGGCAUUCUUGAUUCUCCUCCAUAAUUAUGUUUUCAUAUCUGCAAAAAUCAUAUUUUGCCAACCUGUAAUUUUUGUUUGGCUCAUUUUCAUGAAAAUGUUUGAUCAUUCUCUCUCUUGUUCUCCAUUCUAGGUGUAAAUACCGCGCAUGCUUCCUCUCUUUCCCAGCUACUGAUUCUCACGUUGUGUGUUCUGUGCCAUGUUGCUCCUGUCUUUCUUUUUUUCUUCCGAUUCACUUGAGAGAGGACUACAAAACAGGUUUGUAGCAUGUUUCGGCCAAAAGUUUUCUGCCGUGCCGUUUUACAAACCGUAGCCGAGAAACAUUUCUUAUGCUUUGCUAUCACCACGAUCAUUCUGUUCCUCUGGAAUUAUAUGUUUUUCCCAA